CGAUUUGACAUUAAAACAACAUCGCAAAAAUAAAAACGAAACCGAGAAUGUUAUUUUGUUUUAAGUAAAACUUAGGACGACUAGAACAUUUUGUGUGUGUUACUUGUGACUUGUAAGGAAUAGAAAGUGAUUUUAACAAUAUCCUAGCUGGAAUAUAUACGCGAACCAAUCGGUAAAAAUUCGCCCAAAUGUUCGUCGAAUAAGAAAAAAAAAUUCACAUGACACAAUGACAUCAAUGAGACCAUCGAAAACGACUUUAUUGAAAGUCGUCAUAUUAGGGGAUGGAGGAGUGGGUAAAAGUUGCCUGAUGAAUCGGUUUGUGACCAACGUAUUCGAUGAAAACAGUUUUCAUACGAUCGGCGUUGAGUUUCUGAACAAAGACAUCGAAGUAGAUGGGGAAAAGUACACGUUACAGAUUUGGGACACUGCUGGACAGGAACGUUUCAAGGCUCUGCGAACUCCUUUUUAUCGAGGAUCAGACAUCUGCUUGUUAGCCUACGCUAUCGAUGAUCUAGCCAGCUUCAAAGGACUGGCUCAAUGGCGAGAAGAAUUUAUCAAAUAUGCCGACAUUACGUCGAAUCAAUUCCCAUUUAUUGUGGUUGGAAACAAGAACGAUGUGUCGCCAGCCAAUCGUGAAGUGACGUCGGAAUCGGUUUCAAUUUGGUGCCAAGAAUACAACAUAUCCAGUUUCAUCGAAACAUCGGCCAAAAUGUCAAAGAACAUUGUCGAAGCUUUCAAAUUGGCCGUGCAACAGUGGCAAGCGCUGGAAAAGUCAACGGAACGUGCUCUGCGCGCUCACGGUGAAACCAUCGAUCUGACACAGGGUGUAAAUUUGCAACCGGCCGACCGGUCAUGCUGCAGCAGCAAUGUCACCAGCAAUCCGAAUAGUCCGCAAACGAGACGACACGAAGUGUUUAAGUGAAUUGUGAAUUUGGUCGGUUGCAUGAAGAAGAAAAAACGGUUAAUUUAACAUCUCUGCACACGGUGAAAAAGAUGCACACUCACGACACACCAAUACUGUACCGGUUACCGGUUAAGGAGUGUUUUUCUGUUAGGUCGUAAAAAUAUUUUCUAUUUAUAUACUCUCGUAAUAUUACACUUUAUGUAUACACCAAACCCAUGGAAUCAAUGCUAAUAUCACUGAAUCGGUAAAAA
This is a messenger RNA of Bradysia coprophila, 1155 nucleotides long. It is a transcript of the gene Rab9, whose product is annotated as RAS oncogene family member Rab9. Gene Ontology annotation, biological process: retrograde transport, endosome to Golgi. Gene Ontology annotation, molecular function: GTPase activity; GTP binding. NCBI's taxonomy places the organism in Eukaryota, Metazoa, Arthropoda, Insecta, Diptera, Sciaridae. Gene Ontology annotation, cellular component: lysosome; late endosome; phagocytic vesicle. The record is from RefSeq and is a predicted model, not a curated record.